This is a messenger RNA of Myodes glareolus (Bank vole), 6222 nucleotides long. Lineage: Eukaryota; Metazoa; Chordata; Mammalia; Rodentia; Cricetidae. The record is from RefSeq and is a predicted model, not a curated record.
GGCCGAGGCUGGAGAGGAAGCAGCGGUCCUGGCAAGGAGGAAGGAGCCUCCCCUCCUCGGCUCGGCCCCCUGCCCGUUUGCCACCGCCUCCCGCGGCCGCCAGCGCCGCAGUCACGGGCGCAGCAGGCGGCACGAUGCAGGACGGGGGUCCCCGGGGCGCUCCUGUCCCCGGCCGGAGCCACGGCUACGCAGACAGUGGGCAUGGCUCGCCGCCUGCAGCAGCCCCUCCGAGGCGGCGGCUGACUCGGAGACCAGGCUACAUGAGAAGCGCAGCCUGCCCUGGGAUCGGGUUCCUCUCUCCAGCAGUGGGCACGUCAUGCCAGAUCUCAGCAGGGCCGACAGGCCAGGAGUCCCACUACUCACAGCCCAAGGCUGGACAGUGUGGCUCCAGCCCCGGCGGGUGCUGCCAGGUGGUGGGCAGCCCUUUGCUCAAGAGCUCGCUUGCCCCUACUGUGGCCUCUGUGGGCCACCUGCACCCAACCCAGAGCUCUGUGAAAGAAACAUCAGUAUACUUUGGGGUUCAUUCCAGAAAUGACAACAAGCUACCUGAGAAGCUGACCAGGCCAUGCAGGCCUGGGGACAGUGGAUGUUGUCAAGACGGCUUAUCUUUGGACAGCUGUAAGUCCCUGGCUCCCAGCCUUGAUGUAGCCUGGAGCAAGGGAUCAAAGGGCCUGGAGACUGUGAAGCCUCUGGCAUCGCCAGAGUUGAAUGGCCCGACUGAUAUCCCAGCUCUUCCUGGCUCCCAAGACACCUUUACUUCCUGCUUCAGCUUCAUUCGACUCUCCCUCGGUGCUGCUGGGGAGCGUGGAGAAGCAGAGGGUUGCCUACCAUCCAGAGACACUGAAUCCCUUCGCCAGAGUCCCCAAGAGAUGGCGGCUGAAGCGUCCAGCUCAGACAGAUCCCGUGAGGACCGUCGAUGUCUCUGGACCUUCAAUCUUCAGGCUACUCCGGGCCCGGUGGACUUGGGUCAGGUGACAGGGAGCGGCAGCAAGCCAGAAUGUGGCCUAGUCUCUUCCUUGGACACUGGCUUCUCUUCCCAGGAUCCAUCCUCAGCUGGUGGGUGGGGCGACCAGGGCAGUGGCUGGGCAGGUACCCGAGGAUGGGAUGCUUUGCUCAGUGAAUGGGAGCCCAGGCUGCAGGACCAUCUACUGAUCAACCGCAGGCAGCUGGAGGUCACUUCCUUAAGUUUAAAGCUCCAGACACUUCAAGAAAAAGCGAUUGAGGCUGGUGAUUUCGAUAAAGGCCGUCAGAUUUCACACCUUGCUGGGUGAAGGAUGAGUGCCAGAGGGAGCAGAAGGUAUGAGGCAGAAGUACCUUCCAUGGUAGCCCCGGGGUCCAUGCUGCGCCAUGGGUAGAAGAGAAGCCAGCUGUUCCUGGGUCCGGGCUCAUUGGUGGUUUGUGUCUGUGAAAGACAGUCCUGGUUCUGAUGCACCCUCUACUGCAGUCCUGGUUCUGAUGCUCCCACUGCUGCAGCCCUGGUUCUGAUGCACCCUCUACUGCAGCCCUGGUUCUGAUGCUCCCACUGCUGCAGCCCUGGUUCUGAUGUACCCUCUACUGCAGCCCUGGUUCUGAUGCACCCUCUACUGCAGCCCUGGUUCUGAUGCCCCCACUACUGCAUCCCUGGUUCUGAUGCACCCUCUACUGCAGCCCUGGUUCUGAUGCCCCCACUACUGCAGCCCUGGUUCUGAUGCAUCCUCUACUGCAGCCCUGGUUCUGAUGCCCCCACUGCUGCAGCCCUGGGUUUUGAUGCACCCUCUACUGCAACCCUGGUUCUGAUGCUCCCACUGCUGCAGCCCUGGUUCUGAUGCACCCUCUACUGCAGCCCUGGUUCUGAUGCCCCCACUACUGCAGCCCUGGGUUUUGAUGCUCCCACUCUUGCAACAUUGCAGGGGUUUGUUUUCAUUGUCAAAGGCUGAGUCUUAGUCCCUCCUCCUUUAGAUCAUAGCUCCCACGGUGCUACAUUCCUUGGAUGGAAGCCAUGCACACCCUCCACCCCCAAGGUCUUUCUGGACUUGGUUCACCCACUGGUCUUUUUCUAGCCAAGGCCUCACUUCUAUCCCCUUUAAAUAUUCCUGCCACCCUUUGGGAAUGAAAUUGUGAAGCUCUUGUCAGAGAAGUCAGAAAGAAAGGGCACCCUCCUUCAGAGCUUCUGGGGUGGACCUCGCACUGUGUGUUUUCUCCAACUUCUAGAAGACUCAGGAACUGAGGAUGAAGGAGUUGUGGCUGUAGGUUUUCUUCCAUGGAGGGGCAGGCCCCGGGACAGUGGCUGGGGGUUUUGUGAGGGCAGAUCUCUGGGACCUGGGAGUGUACAGAGAGGACAGGUUGGUUGGUCCACAGUAAGUCCCACACCACUCUCACCCUGCCCGCACCUCAGGCCUGUCCAGCUGGCUUGUGGAGUGUGCAUCUGGUCCCUGUAUAUUCAGUAAAUGCUUCAGGAAGGAUUGAGAUGUCUUGGUACCCACACUAUCAUCAGCUAGAGGAGGUGAGGAGGAAGCACUCGGAGCUGCUCUUGGCCCAGCAUCUGUUUAUUCUGCUACCCUGGAGUUCAUCACAGUAGUGACGGUGUCGUCCAUGGUGGCAGGAGCAUAUGGUACAGGGUCUUGCAUCAUGGCUGACCAGAAGGCAGAGAAAACAGACCAAAUCCCAAAGCGGGCGUAUCUUUCAAAGACCCACUCCUAGUAACCCCCUGCCAUAUGCUCCUGCCACCAUGGAUGACCACCGCCACUACCACAAUGAACUGAAAUCCUCCAAAUAAACCCUUCCUUCCUUAAGUUUCUUCUGUUAGAAGAACAGAGUAGCAAGAACAAUAACGCAGGGAUCUGUGAAGUCUCACAGAUGAUGGGAUUCUGGGCCAGUGGGACCUCAGCGGACACCGCGGAGUCCCUACUGUAGUGAGAUUUGUUGAAAGACCCAGGAAUAUACUUUAUUUCUCACCUAGUAUCUCAAGGGUUCGUAAAAACCCUGGAAGAAUUGUGAUUUGUCCACACGUCCUUUAUGAACUUUGUUUCUUUUUGUGCAUAGACAACGCAUUACUUUGUCUUUAUCUUGGGGAAGGGUGUGCAACAAUUGUGUGUGCAGGAAAGGGUGUGCAGCAAUUUUGUGUGCAGGAAAGCCACAGGACAGCAAUAUGUCCCCUGGAGUCUGUUUCCUUUUCUCUUUCUUUCUACUUUCGCUUUGGGCUCCAGCGAAAGAUAUGGUUGGCAGAGAAUAGAAAGUUCCAUGUUUUAUCUAAUCAAAAUCACAGCAAGUUUACUCGGCGAUGCCUCCUGGGAACCCCCCUAAGGAUUCUGAUUCCAUCUCUCCCUCUCCAGGAAAGCCAAGUUCAUAUUUCUUUCAUCUUUGCCAACAGCUGAGAAGGCUUGGGGAAGAAAGAAUAAUACUUUUCGAUGCUUAGGGUCUUUUUCCAAAAGACCCUCUGGCUUCAUUGUAUUAAUGCUCACCCCGUGACUGUGGGGGCUGAAGGGUGAGAAUGAGACCUCGGGAGAGACCACUGCUCGGAGCCUGGAGUACAGAGGAGAACUUUAGGGCACGGCUGAAGGGAGGACAAGACUGUCCACAAGGAUCCUCCGUGUCGCUCCUAUUUUGAUUUACUCCCACAACGUAUUCUGUCAGCCCCUGACUUACGCCCACUGUAACCAUGUCUGUCACUACCAUGUCUGUCACUUUGCUCCCCAAAUGAGCAAGGAAAGGCUGUGAGAAAAUCUCAGUAUCUUACCUCGCCCCCCCAAUGUGUGUGUGUGUUCAUGUGUGUGUGUUCAUGUGUGUAUAUGUGCAAGUGUAUGGAGGCCAGAGCUUUGCUGGGAGCUGAACUUGGAUCCUCCACAAGGGCACUAAAGCUCUUAACUGCUGAGCAGUUUCUCCAUCCUCCACUAUACCUGAGGAAAAACCUGAAUGUUGUGGUUUUAUAGUACUGUUUCUAUGUUUAGAUAUAUUCAGGUGUGCAAAUUCUUGCAUUGUGUUACAAUUGGCUACAUUUUUUUAUCAAGUUGCACACAGUGUUUAGCAUAGUGGUGUGCAUCCUGGAGCUGAGUGGUGCGGCAGGUCGCAGCAGGGAGCAGAGCAGAGUGCAAGGCUCCGCCGUGGAGCCAAGAGGGCUCUGCAGGCUUCAACAUGGGGCUGAGGAGCACAGCAGAAUGCACCGUGAAGUCUGCACCAUGGAGCUGAGGAGUGUAGCAAACUGGACAGUGAAGCAAGGGAUACUGCAGGCUGCAUUACAUAGAGAGGUCGAGGGGUGUGGCAAAAUGCACUGUGGAGAUAAGGGUGUGGCUGUUUGUGGCACUAGGCUUGUGCUAAUGCACCCCAUGGUGGCUGAACAGUGGGACCACCCCAGGAUGCAUCCAUACUAGACUGUAUCUCCAAGUUCUUUGCUGGACUGUAUGAAGCAGCGUGACUUAGGGCUGUAUCUACGUCUAUAUCUAUAUUAGUUCUGUAUCUCUACCUCCAAGCCCACUUUCAGAUUUGUUUUAAGUUGCCCCUGGUUGCCAAUUUCCCAGAGACUUUUGUUCUACUUCUCCCCAGGAAGCAAAUCUCAUGUCCUUGGAGGUUUGUGUGUUGUAACAUUUGGUCCCAGUGUAACAUUUGGUAACACUCUUUUGGGGUGGUUGUGAAUUUUUAUGGGUAGAGCCUCACUGAAGGGAGGGGGUCACUGGGGACAGGUCUUGAGGGUUUUAGCCUGGUCCUCAUUUCUGUUCCUGGCAUCUUCCUGCCUGAUGCAGUAAGGUGACCAGCAGCUCCGUGCUUCCCUGUUGCAGAGAGAGCCACCCCCACUUCCAUGCAUCCCUGCGGAGAUGGAUGGCCUCCUCUGAACUAUGAACCCAAACAAGCCUCUCCUCGCCAAGUUCUUUCUGUCACAGCAACGAGCUAAUACACAAAGUAGCCCUUGAUUGAUGUCUGAUCAGGACAGUGCAAAGAGGGUUUGUUAUGUGGGGCUCUGGAAAGGCUCCAUUAGCUGGGUAUUAUGCGUAUUAUAAUAAAGAGUGAUUGGACCACAACGUGCAAUUGAAUUGACUGAGUGAUAGCUUCUGCUGGCAGAGUGUUCCAACUCUUUUACUUUUGCGUGAAGUGACAGAAACAAUUAGCGUAUUCAAAACCUGAAACCCUUAAAAAACACCUUCAUGAGCCGUGAAACAUUUGUUGAUAGUGCAUUUAUGUGUUUGUUUUCCUUUCCUGUAUGUUUUCAGUUGCGGUAUCGUGAAAUGAGUCGUGAAAAAUUUAGCGUCUCCCUCUGUCUCUUUGGAUGGGGAUGGUCCAGCUGACACAGUAGAGUGUCCCGGGAUGGGCGAGGAGACAGGGUGUCAGGGCAGCAGCUGCUGUGUGCCCUGCUGUCUGCUCUUGGGCACCUGUUUGCUCUGGGAUAAAACAGAAGCAGCAAACCUGUUCCCUGGCGUGGGAGGAAUGAUGGUGCAGGGUAUGAGCGCCCACAGCUCAGGGCUUGGAAGGAGCGGGUCCCUUUCUUCCUCUAGCCCAUACGUGUUAGAAGGCACAGGAAUCAGAGGGUUUGACUAACCUUAGCUGGCGGUUAGCAUCGGGAACAAGCAGAAGGCAGGACGAGAUAAUAUGGCACUUUAUUUUCUAUGUGUCAAUAAGAAGCUCAUUGUGUGUGAUCUGAUUUCUUUCAAGAUGCAGAAAUAAGUUUAUAAAUGCAGUAAAGUGCACUAUGUCGUAAAGCACGCAAAUUGUGAAGUGUUUGAAGUGUGAAUAUUCUAAACAUCUUAGCGAAUGGGUUUUUCUGCUCUCCAGGGUGAAUUUCAGGAUCUUGUUUUUCUUGUUAAUUUUCUGGUGCUCUGCUGGAUGACACUGCGUGACACCGAGGAAAUAAAAUUGUAGCUCUUCUUGGGUUUAAGGAAGCCCCAACAUCGAUUACUGUCCUCGUUAGUUCUAAUUUUUAAUUGUCAACGUGACAUAACCUAGACUCAUCUGACAGGAGAGCUUCAACUGAAGAAUUGCCUAGAUCAGACUAGCUUGUGGUAUGUCAAUGGGGAAUUGUCUUGAUUAAAUGUCUUGUUAAUGAUGCUGGAAGGUCCAGCCCACUGUGGAUGGCGUCAUUCCCUAGGCAGUGCUCCUGGGCUGUACAAUAAAGCUAGCUGAGUACGAGCCUGUGCCAGCCAGCUAGCAAAUAGCAUUCUUCCAUGGUUUCUGCCUUGGGUCCUUGCUUGAGUGACUGUUCUGACAUCCCUUUACAAAGGGCAUGUGUUCUGCAAAUAUAGGCCAAAUAAAUGCUUU